AACCACUUUAGUCGCGUCAUAGAACGUUCUAGUCGCGUCAUAGAACUCCUUUUGGUUGACACUCAGAUCGACACAGACGAGUUUAACAAUUAUUCCGCGCUGUACUUGUCUGACACACGUUCGUUCGCAUAAAGGCUAUUCUACAAUUGCCUGUCAUUAGAAAGAAUUGACAAUAUCAACUACGAUAAUCAGAACCGAUUAAACACAUAGAGUAUAUAAGCCUGCUGGAGAUAAUAUUGUAGCACAUUACUUUCAAAAUCACAGCACUGAAAGGAAAGGCAGUCAUGACGAGCCCAAAAGAUUACAGUGAAUCUGACACGAUACAAAAGUAUCAUAUAACGCUUAUAAUUGAAGAAUUUAUCGAGAAACUAAAUAAUAUAUGUGGAAAAUGUAUGGACAUCGGCUGUGGUCCUGGAGAUACAACAAAAGAUUUUCUAUUACCGGCUCUUCAUCCACAGGCACAAAUAAUUGGUACGGAUAUUUCGGAGAAAAUGAUCAAAUAUGCGAAUGAAACAUUCAGUGACAUAAAACGACUUCGAUUCGAAAUACUGGAUAUUGAAACUAAAAAUUUACCGACAAAAUAUAUUUCUGAAUUUGAUCAUGUAUUUUCAUUUCAUACCUUGAUGUAUUGCAACGACAUUAGACAAGCACUCAAGAACAUAUAUCAAAUACUACGACCUAAUGGAACAUUGCUUUUCCACAUAAUAGAGUCUCAUGAUACAUUUGAAGUUCUUAGAAUUUUGGCGCGGGAUAUUCGCUUUGAACAGUAUAUACCGGAUACAAUGAAAAACGUUGGGCUAUUUCAUAAGACAAAGAAUGCUCGCAAAGAGUUAAAAGAAUUACUUCAAAGUGCCGGAUUUACAGUUCACCAUUGCAGUCUUCGAGAAGCGAGCUAUACUGAUAAAAAAUCAAAACCGAUAAAAAAUCAGAAGUUACUGAAAGCAGUUUUAUCCGUUUUGACAUUUCUGGAUAACAUGCCAUAUGACUUGAAAGAAGAAUACAAAAAUAUGUUUGUAGACGAAUACAUGAAAAGAAAAAUUCAUUAUAAAUCAAUACAUAAUGAAGAGCUUAUAUUAGAUCUAUACAAAGGAUUAGUAGUUUAUGCACAGAAAAUUGUGUAACAAUUAUAUAGUAUUAAUACACAAAUAAUCGUAGAAUAAAACUAAAAGAUGUUAAUACUUUUGUAGCAGAAGUAUUUAUAUUAACAGAUGUUUAUAACAUUAAUCAUAAGAUAGUAAACUUGUUUUUUACCUUAAACGUGAAUUAUAUUGUCGUCUUCGUCAUG
Messenger RNA from Monomorium pharaonis (pharaoh ant), 1285 nucleotides. Its product is annotated as juvenile hormone acid O-methyltransferase. Lineage: Eukaryota; Metazoa; Arthropoda; Insecta; Hymenoptera; Formicidae. The transcript is spliced from 6 exons. The record is from RefSeq and is a predicted model, not a curated record. The coding region runs from base 285 to 1121 and encodes 278 amino acids.